This is a messenger RNA of Moesziomyces antarcticus, 849 nucleotides long. Its product is annotated as subunit B of the stator stalk of mitochondrial F1F0 ATP synthase, ATP4. Gene Ontology annotation, molecular function: proton transmembrane transporter activity. The record is from RefSeq and is a predicted model, not a curated record. The transcript has 3 exons. Gene Ontology annotation, biological process: proton motive force-driven ATP synthesis. Lineage: Eukaryota; Fungi; Basidiomycota; Ustilaginomycetes; Ustilaginales; Ustilaginaceae. The coding region runs from base 1 to 849 and encodes 282 amino acids.
AUGUCGUUCCGCGUUGCUGCUCGCCGGGUGCCCACCCUCGCCCUUGCCCGACCCACGGUUGCCCCCCGUGCUGCCACCUCGGUUGCUGCCAUCCGACUGUACAGCGACAAGCCCUCGCCCGAGGCCCGUGCUAGCUCCAUCAUCGACUCUCUGCCCGGCAACUCGCUCGUCAGCAAGACCGGCUGGGUCACCCUCGGUACCGGUCUCACUGCCGUCGCCAUCAGCAAGGAGAUCUACGUCGCCAACGAGGAGACCGUCAUCCUUGUCGGCUCGCUCAUCUUUGCCGUCCUCGUCGGCCGCGCCAUCACCGGCCCCUACAAGGAGUGGGCCGACUCCCAGAUCGAGGCUAUCACCUCCGCCACCACAACAUCGCAGGCUCGAUCGCAUACUGGAGACUACGACCACCAGGCACCUCCAUCACAGCAUCGACUUGGGCGGACCCUCAUUGACGCUGCGGACUUGUGCUGGUCUGCUAAAAUCUCGAACAUCCUCAACGGCGCUCGUGCCAAGCACACCGAGGCAGUUCAGACUCGCAUUGACUCUGUGGAGCAGCAGAAGGACGUUGUUGGCCUGACGCAGGCACUGUACUCUGUGGCCAAGGAGACGGCGCAGACGGAGAAGGAGGUUUUCGAGCUGCGACAGAAGACGGCGCUCGCGGCCGAGGUCAAGGCGGUGCUCGACUCGUGGGUGCGCUUCGAGGCGACCGAGCGUGAGCAGGAGCAGCGCGAGCUCGCAGCCAGCGUGAUCCAGAAGGUGCAGGACUCGCUCAAGGACGACAAGCUGCAGAAGCAGAUCCUCGACAACGCCGUUGCCGAGAUCGAGAGCCUCGUCAAGUCCAAGGCCAUCUAA